Messenger RNA from Triticum turgidum subsp. durum (durum wheat), 483 nucleotides. NCBI's taxonomy places the organism in Eukaryota, Viridiplantae, Streptophyta, Magnoliopsida, Poales, Poaceae. The record is from the annotation of a GenBank genome assembly.
AUGGAUUCUGAUCGCAGAAUCUUCAAAGUGCACUUGACACCCCAGAUUAACAUCCAAGAACUACCAGUCAUCGAGUCAAGCAUGAUCAGUAAACGGAAUCUUUCCAAUGCAUGGCUGGUGGCUUGUGGCGAUAUGCUACUCUUGGUCGGCUGUCGGGGAUCUAUUGUGGUAUCAGGGGUAACCUUUGAAGUCUUUCGCCUUGACCUAUCAUUUGAGCCUGCACUGUGGUUCAAGGUGGAGAAGCUAGAGCAUUGGGCGAUAUUCAUCAGCACGGACAAGAGAAGCCAGGCUUUGUCUUGCAUGAACCCAGAGAUAUGGGGAGGGCGGAGCAACUGCAUAUACUGCUAUAACCAGGAGUCUGAACGUUGGAUUUCACUUGAGCUCGGCAAGCCGCUGCAGGGAGAUGUCUUUAUUUUUAUGGGUUGUGAUGGCAAGGUGCAACCUAUGUGGGUUAUCCCCAGCAUGCUCUCUGUGUGUAGGUGA